This is a messenger RNA of Cyclospora cayetanensis, 837 nucleotides long. RefSeq lists its product as uncharacterized. NCBI's taxonomy places the organism in Eukaryota, Apicomplexa, Conoidasida, Eucoccidiorida, Eimeriidae. The record is from RefSeq and is a predicted model, not a curated record. The coding region runs from base 1 to 837 and encodes 278 amino acids. The transcript has 6 exons.
AUGCGCAGAACUGAAGAUAUUGGGAGGCUGAACAGAGAAAGACACCUUGGAGACCUCCCCGACACCCCCGCCGCUGCUGUCGGCAGCACCCCGCGCGGCAGUCUUGGCGAGUCGACACUUUGCGCUGCAAGUUGUCGAGUCUGCGACACUCCUCGCAAAAGUGCCGCCGUCUCCCCCAACUUGCGGCAGAGCGUCCGUUGUUGGGCUGUCGGUGCAGCAGCAGAGGCAGCCCUUUGCUGGGACAGCAGCAGCAGCGGCUGGUUCGCGAUCGCCAAGCGGCAGCACAUACGGGCAGGCAGGCUUCAAGAGUCGAUCAAGCGUAUUCUUCAGAAGUUUCUUAUCCGGCACGCCCACAGGUUCAUGCCCUCCAGCCACCCCAGUACAUACAGCGCCGCAGAGGACGCAUUCAGAAUAGACACGGAAGGAGGACGAGAGGGAUGGGAGAAUGGUGGCGACGAAGACGCAGCGGCAGCAGCAGCAGCGUGCAGCAUCGAUGUGGUGUCAGUACAUCUCCACAAGGGCCUUGAAGUAGCAGAUGUUGAACUGUCCAUUGAUGCGGAGCCUGGGGAGCAGCGCCAUAUUUUUGCCGCGCUGCAGCGGGGAGUAGGAACACUGCGUUCUGAAAUUGCAGCGAGCCUGCGGCUUCGGAGGGCUCCCCUGCUGCGGCUUUCUCUCUGCGAUCUACAAAGAGCAUCCAACCUCUUCUCGUUGCUGCAGUGCCUCGAGACAGCGCAGAAUCAGCAGCCAGAAGAGCAGGAAGAGGCGGAGAAGGCGCUUCUGCAGCGCCUAGAGCAGCAGCUUGACCCCAUGCAACAGCAGCGGUUACGGCGCCAUUGA